CAGUAUGAACAACAACAACCCCGACAACUUGAAGCCCGUAGUGCUCAUUACAGGAUGCACAAAAGGCGGUAUAGGGUACUCACUAUGCGAGUCCUUCGCCCCCCACGCCUCAGUCGUAUACGCCACAUCCCGUUCCCUGGGCUCCAUGACUCCCUUCCCUAGGGGGAAUAUCAAGUGUCUCGAGCUGGACGUGACGAGUGACGAGAGCGUGCAGGCUGCCAUAGGGCGGGUUUUGGAAGAAGAAGGGAGGGUGGACGUGGUCGUUAGUAAUGCGGGUGGGAUGAGUAUAGGUCCCAUCCUAGACGCAGACAUCCCCGAGCUCAAAAGAAGUUUCGACACAAACGUAUUCGGCACGCACCGCCUUGCCAGGGCCUGUAUUCCAGGGAUGCUCAACCGGCACUACGGGCUGUUCGUCCUCGUGAGCAGUGUGACUGCUCUCACUCCCGGACCAUGGCACGGGAUCUACUCCGCUGGCAAGUCCGCCCUGCUGAAUUACGGCGAAACCCUAGCACUCGAAUGCGCCCCCUUCAACGUACACCUCCAGCUUCUAAUCCCCGGUGCAGUACGCUCCAACCUCUCGCUAAACGAAUCAUCUCGCUGGCCCGGGCUGCCCCCGGGUUCCCUCUACUCCCCAUGGGAGAAGGCAGUUAGGGAGCGGAUGGUCGUUUCUCAAAGUGAGGGGGUGGCGAUGGACACGCAGCUUUUUGCGCAGCGCUCGGUGGAGAGGAUGAUCCGAGGGUGGAGGGGGAAGAAGAAGUUGGGAAGGAGGGUCGUGGAAGGGGGAAUGUGUUGGGCGUAUUGGUUUGUGGGGAUGUGGCCUAGAGCGUGGCAGUUAGCAUUUAUUUGGUGGCUUCAGGGGAAGAGAGGUUAAGUGAGAGAAGGGGAAGGAGGGGACGAA
Molecule: messenger RNA, 898 nt
Organism: Dacryopinax primogenitus
Lineage: Eukaryota; Fungi; Basidiomycota; Dacrymycetes; Dacrymycetales; Dacrymycetaceae
Product: NADP-binding protein
Exons: 4
Coding region: 5-871 (288 amino acids)
Cellular component (GO): endoplasmic reticulum
Molecular function (GO): oxidoreductase activity
Source: RefSeq, a predicted model, not a curated record